Messenger RNA from Drosophila biarmipes, 750 nucleotides. RefSeq lists its product as uncharacterized. The transcript has a single exon. Lineage: Eukaryota; Metazoa; Arthropoda; Insecta; Diptera; Drosophilidae. The record is from RefSeq and is a predicted model, not a curated record. The coding region runs from base 27 to 656 and encodes 209 amino acids.
AAUCUUAUCAAGCCUAAACACCAAAAAUGCGUUUCUUUAUCGUCGUUGCUCUCUUGGCCUUCGUGGCUGUUGGGCUUGCAAAUGCCCGUUCCGCUGAGGAUGAGGAGUCCCCUGUCCAGGAAAACACUGGUGAGGAUUCAUCCAAUAACGGUGGUGAAGAAAGCACAAGUGCUGCCCAGGAAGGAUCUGCUGAUGCAGAGUCCCAGGACACUGGAAACUCUGACAAUGCACAAAGUCAGGACCCUGAAAACCAGGGAAACCAAGCUGGUGAAUCUGAUGGACAGAGCCAGGAUUCUGAAAGUGAGGGAAACCAGGCUGCAGAAUCUGAUGGACAGAGCCAGGAUUCUGAAAGUGUGGGAAGCCAGGCUGGCGAAUCUGAUGGACAGAGCCAGGAUUCUGGAAAUGGAGAAAACCAGGAACGAACCCGUAAUGAUGACAAUCAGGAGACCAAUGGAGAUGAGGCCAAAUCCGAAUCAAACGGAGAUAACAACAAUGAGGGAGAUAACGAAGGUGGAGAAAAUAAAGAUUCCGAAGAUAACAAUGAGGGGGAUCAGGAUGCGGAUGCCCCACCCAAGAAGCCGAACCGUAGGCCCAGGUUCGGAAAUCAUGGUCCACUUCUAAUCUUCGCCAGGCCACUUUUCCUUAACCGAGCUUAAGAAUGUUUGUUAGGAAUUUUUAAAAAAUUAAAUGAUUAUUAAAUAAAACAUUGUUCAUUCAAAAUUAAAUUAUAAAACUUUUUUUCACACUAAA